AUGGACACGCAAGGACCCGCGUCUGCGUGCGAGAGACUGGUUGAAGCUGGGCUAGGGCCACGGCUCAUCUACCCCCACGAAGACGGAUAUCGCGAAAAGGUGACACCACACUGGUCACUCACUGCUCAACUUACACCCUAUUGCGUUGUGCAACCACACACUACCGAGGAGCUAUCCCACGCAGUGGCCAUACUGGCAAAAGCUGAAAAUUGUUUCUUCGCGGUUAAAAGUGGUGGCCACUGCGCGUGGCCCGGGGCUAGUAAUUGCGAGAAUGGCAUCUUGAUCGAUCUUGCCAAAUUGAACAACGUUCAAUACGACGCAGCACGCAACAUUGUUGCUGUUCAAGCUGGAUGUAGAUGGAAAGAUGUAUAUCAGGCCAUUGAGCCUCAUGUUGUUACUGUAAACGGCGGGCGCGAUGCUGCUGUCGGCGUCGGCGGGCUUCUGUGCGGCGGAGGCCUUUCGUGGCUGCUGCCACGAUAUGGCUUCGCAUGCGACACUGUCAUUAACUACGAAGUCGUUCUAGCCAGUGGAAAGGUCCUCAACGUCAACAAGAACGACAAUGCUGACCUCUUCAUUGCCCUGAAAGGUGGAGCAUGUAACUUUGGCAUCGUCAGCCGCUUCGACCUGGAGGCUUUCGAAGGGACAAAGGUUUGGGGAGGCAUGCGUAUUUGCAACACAGAUUCCACCUCUCCCAGCAUUGAGCACUUUGUCAAGUACGUUGACAGCGUUGAGGAGGAUUUAGACACUUCUUAUGGAAUCAUGUGGGGGUGGCAGCCGUCCUUCGGAGCCAACAUGCUUACGUUCAUGAUGUGCAACACCAAAGGGGUUGUUAAUCCACCGGUGUUAGCAAAGGUCUUGGAGAUCCCGGCCAGGGUCAGCACGGUGCAAAGCCGAGGUGUAACUGACCUCGCUCUAGAAAUGACACCGCCAUUCUCAUAUCAUAACAAGUGGUUAUCGGCCACGUUCAAGAACGAUGCAGGAAUCCUCGAAAAAGCCGUCGAGCUCCACGCCGAAUGCGUCGACAAACUCAGGGCACAAAUUCCUGCCAACGGCUUCAGCACCAUGUGCUUCGCACAAGCUCUUCCUACACUCUAUGCAAAACGCAGCCAGGAAAGAGGCGGCAACGUUCUCGGGGUAGACCGGCUGGGUGGGAACUGCAUCACGUUCCUAGCGGCUGUGCACAUCAAGGACAAGGAGCAUGAGGAGUUCGGAUUCCGUGUCUUGCAGGAGUGGUAUGACAGUCUGAUUGGGUAUGCGAAGCAUACCGAGGUUUCCUGUUGGGAGGACUGGCUGUACCUCAACUACGCCGACAAGUCACAGAACCCGCUGCGAGCCUAUGGCGAGGAUAAUGUCAACAAGAUCCGAGCCGAGGCUCUCAAAUAUGAUCCUGACGGCGUCUUUCAGACGAAGUGCCCUGGUGGAUUCAAGAUCACGAAGACCUAG
Molecule: messenger RNA, 1443 nt
Organism: Colletotrichum orchidophilum
Lineage: Eukaryota; Fungi; Ascomycota; Sordariomycetes; Glomerellales; Glomerellaceae
Exons: 3
Coding region: 1-1443 (480 amino acids)
Molecular function (GO): FAD binding
Source: RefSeq, a predicted model, not a curated record